Molecule: messenger RNA, 2095 nt
Organism: Physcomitrium patens
Lineage: Eukaryota; Viridiplantae; Streptophyta; Bryopsida; Funariales; Funariaceae
Source: RefSeq, a predicted model, not a curated record
AGGAUUACGCUGUCGGUACGACCUUCGUCGACAAGAGAGCGAGCAAAGGAUCGCGAUUCACGAGGAUCAGCGAAGUGGGUUCUGUGCAAAUGCAUGGUUGCCCACUUGAAGGUCCUCCACAUUUGGGUCUUGCAGACAAUCACUUUAGCCCGCGGUGGUCGACUUAUGGCCCCGUAUCUAGACAGAAUCCCGUGUCGGUAUGGCCUUCAUAGUGGCCUGCGGCAGAAGUACUGGUUGCACAUUUAACGUUGUCAAUGCAUUUACUGGUGAGCGACAUUGAAGAAGAUUCAUGGGUAGUUUCUUCUGUGCAUAGAUAUCGAGUUGGAGGGUUUUGAUAGGGAUUACGCAGAGUUGGUGCUUUUGGGGGUGAAGCUGUCAAAAUAGUCCAGCUCGUGGGAGCCGGUGUUUGGUUUAGGAGUGCGUUUUGUUGUGAUGGAGAUUUGGGUGUGGGGAUUUGAGGAAUCGUGUUAGCACGUGAGGACGUUGGGGCACAUUUGAUGCACUCCGUGGAUGCAGCGGCUACGGCUGUUCGCUUUCGGAUUUGAAUUCUGGAGAGGCAAUUUCUCGCCAUGUCGUCUGAGGGUAGGUUUCAGAUUGAUAUCACUGCGAAGUCGAAGGCAUUGAGUCUCCAAGUACGAUUCAUAGCAGCCUUUUGGACCUCUCCUGUGUCCCAUGCGCGCCGCGUUACUGGGUCCAUCAAUGCACGUGUUUUCAGCUUGAUUUUGCAUGUGAGCCUAACCCUGUUGCAAGUUUUGGGCGUAUCUAGCUCUAUUGCCUCUGAUCCUACCCUUACCCGACGUCAGAGUUCGAAGGUUCGCUACUCACUGCAGGUUCGGUUGCGCAAUCUCUGGUUUCGAAUCCGUGGCAAGCAUAAGGAAAGCAAUCACACGAAUCACGUAAAGAAAACAGCUAAAAGUUCUAGUCAGCUGACGAAGUCGAAAUCGAAGCGCAUACUUGUUGCUGUUGGCAGAUUUUGGAGAAAGAACAAGAGCUUCGAGAAGAAGACUGGGUCUCAGAAAGCCGUUGUGAAUCAUGGAGAUAUGACUCAGUCUCAGGAAGCUUUAGGAAGAGAUACAGUAGCCAUGGCUUUGAAUGGCGUUGGUGUGGUGUCCACUCUGAUAACACUUGUUCAAUUGGCUGUUACCCGAGGGCUCCCCGUGUUAAUCACUGGCGUGACGGGGCUAGCAGUUGUGAGCAGACUCGUCUUUUUGAAUCGUUGUUCUACAAUAAGCCCGCAGUUUUCCAAGUUAUGGAAGGAAGCCAUGCAGAUCGGUGGCUUUUCUCUGAUGCCUCAGGCAAUGCAGGCAAUAUUUCGUCCUUACUUAUCAGACUUCGGUUUCAUCCCCAACGGAACCUACACGGGCACUUUUGCCUUGAUUAUGAUACUUCUGGUUGUGCUGCACAUACUUCCUCUUAUCUCAGGCAAGAUAUCGAAGGCUACCCACCAAAGCCACUCGGUUCUUUGAAGUCUUAUCAGCAGGAGUCCCUGCUGUUCUUGUCCUAUGGGCUCCCAUUGUACAACUGUGGACAAGCUGCUGGAGCCCUGCCAAUGCCGAUUUAGUGCAAAUAUGCACAGGACUGCUGGCAAUUCUGAGCAAUUGUGCUAGUUUGCCCUUGACCCAGUCUAAACAUCAAACUCUGUGGACAUUCUAAAACCAAUAGCCUGGUGGCAUUUAUGCAACACGACAACUAGAAACCAUCAAAGAUUAGCCAGAGAGUUUGGACACACUGGCUCAGUAAUGUCGUGAAAGCAAUGUGGAGUGCGACUUCGGAAUGAACCAUUGGGUUCAAUGACUAAAUUGCGCAAAGUAGUAGGCUCUGGGUACUGCUCAUCACAGUGCAGUUCUAUCCAAAUGGGAGUUUGAGAAAGCCAUGUUUCUGCUUUUACUAGACAUGCUUGGUCUGUCGAUGUCAUGGUGGUUGCCACAAAUUGGUUACAGGGAGCACCGUGCACCACAUUUAUUGUACAAGCAACGCUAACAGCUACAGAAUACUUCAAGGUGAUGUGUGAUAUGUCCAAUCUAUGUUUGAAACAUAUAUUGUCACACUAAAUAAUCUUUCUCCGUUCAUUCUUAUGUGGAGUUAAAUUUUUUCA